Messenger RNA from Gavialis gangeticus (Gharial), 3039 nucleotides. It is a transcript of the gene EPB41L4A, whose product is annotated as erythrocyte membrane protein band 4.1 like 4A. Bases 121 to 2181 code for a protein of 686 amino acids. Gene Ontology annotation, cellular component: cytoskeleton. NCBI's taxonomy places the organism in Eukaryota, Metazoa, Chordata, Crocodylia, Gavialidae. The record is from RefSeq and is a predicted model, not a curated record. The transcript is spliced from 23 exons.
GCACGUGGCCGGCUCCCUGGAGCGGGCUCGCUAGAUGCUGGCAGAGGCGGCAGCCGGCGCUUGCCCCUGAGAGCUCGCGUGGCAGGGCGCGGGGUGAGCGCCUGGCCCGGCCCCGCCGGCAUGGGCUGCUUCUGCGCCGCCCCGGAGGACUUCUACUGCGAGGUGCUGCUGUUGGACGAAGCCAAGCUGGCCCUCACCGCGCAGCAGCAGGGCAUCAAGAAGUCAACGAAAGGGUCGGUUGUCCUGGGCUACGUAUUCCGUCACUUAAACCUAGUGGAGAUAGAUUACUUUGGACUGCGUUACUGUGACAGAAGUCAUCAGACGUACUGGCUGGAUCCUGCAAAGACACUUGCGGAACAUAAGGAAUUGAUAAAUACUGGACCACCAUAUACUCUAUAUUUUGGUGUUAAAUUCUAUGCAGAAGAUCCAUGCAAACUUAAGGAAGAAAUAACCAGGUAUCAGUUCUUUUUGCAGGUAAAGCAAGAUGUUUUGCAAGGCCGCUUGCCCUGUCCUGUCAACAUUGCAGCUCAGCUUGGAGCAUAUGCAAUACAGUCUGAACUGGGAGACUAUGACCCAUACAAACACAUGGCAGGUUAUGUGUCAGAAUACCGGUUUGUUCCAGACCAGAAGGAAGAACUGGAAGACGCUAUAGAACGGAUUCACAAAACUCUAAUGGGUCAGGUUCCUUCUGAGGCAGAACUGAAUUACUUGGGUGUGGCCAAGUCCCUGGAAAUGUAUGGAGUAGAUCUCCAUCCUGUCUAUGGUGAGAACAAGUCUGAAUACUUCUUAGGAUUAACACCUGUAGGAGUUGUUGUCUACAAGAAUAAAAAGCAAGUAGGGAAAUAUUUCUGGCCUAGAAUUACGAAGGUUCACUUCAAGGAAAUGCAGUUUGAACUUAGAGUGCUGGGAAAAGACUGUAAUGAAACUUCAUUCUUUUUUGAAGCCCGAAACAAAAGCGCAUGUAAACAUCUCUGGAAAUGCUGUGUAGAACAUCAUACGUUCUUCAGAAUGCCAGAAAAUGAGUCAAACUCUCUGUCAAGAAAAGUUGGCAAGUUUGGAUCCAUAGGCAAUAAACAUCGUUACAGUGGCAGGACAGCUUUGCAAAUGAGCAGAGACCAUUCUAUCCAGCUUCCUCGGCCUGAUCAACGUGUUGAAAGAAGUCGCAGUAAGACUUAUCCAAAAAGAGUAGCACAAUCUCAACGCACUGAAUCCAACAGCAUAAACCAGAUUACAGCAAAUAUGGAAAAUGGGGAAAAUGAAGGAACCACCAAAAUUAUUGCACCUUCUCCAGUAAAAAGCUUUAAAAAGGUGAAAAAUGAAAAUAGUUCAGAAACCCAAAGAAGUAAAACCAGUGCACCAUGGGAGGAAAAUGGCCUCCAGAGUGGACUGUAUAAUUCUCCCAGUGACCGCAAUAAAUCACCAAAAUUUCCUUAUUCUCGGCGACGGAACCCAUCAGGUGGCAGUGAAACUGAGUCUGGGCAGCCAGUCAGAAGAAGGAAAGCCCAAAACAGUGGUGAAGAUUCAGAUCUAAAGCAAAGGAGAAGGUCACGCUCUCGUUGUAAUACCAGCAGUGGUAGUGAGUCAGAAAAUUCCAACAAGGAGCAUCGAAAGAAGAGAAACAGGUUGCGACAGGAGAAUGAAAUGGUUGAUUCAGCUCCUCAAUGGGAAGCAGUGCUGAGGCGACAAAAGGAGAAAAACCAGGCUGAUCCCAACUACAGGCGAUCCAGGCACAGAUCUCGAUCGAGAAGCCCAGAUGUACAAGCAAAGGAAGAAUUAUGGAAACACAUUCAGAAGGAACUUGUGGAUCCAAUUGGCUUGUCUGAGGAACAGUUAAAAGAGAUUCCGUAUACCAAAAUAGAGACUCAAGGUGAUCCAAUCCGUAUUAGACAUUCACACUCUCCUCGAAGUUACCGGCAAUAUCGGCGUUCACAGUGCUCUGAUGGAGAGAGAUCCGUUCUGUCAGAAGUGAAUGCUAAAACUGAUCUUGUGCCUCCAUUGCCUGUGACUCGUUCCUCAGAUGCUCCAGGUCCCAGCAUCCCAGCUUCACAGCAGAAGCGAAGUGGGUCCAAAGAUAGCCUGCUUGAAGAAAAAUCUCAGAUAUCCACUAUCAACCUGGAUGAAAGACACAGUGCAAAGACAAUAAAAACUGUACAUGCAGCACGCUUCAAGAUAGAGACUUGACUGCCGUAACUGUGGAAUGGAUUCUGUUCCUUAGAAAUCUGGAAUUAUAUAAUAGUUCUGAUAUUUGUUAGCUGAACAAUGUUUCUUUAGCAUAAGGAAAGAGAAGACAGAUAAACUGGAAUGACAGUAAUUUUCUUAGAAUAUUCAAAACUCCAAGCUGCUGCUUUGCAAAAGUAAACCCAUUUUCAUCACUGGAGCUAGCUAUGGUGGUUCAGUGAUUAAGAAGUUUUCGAGAUUAUUCGUCAGGCACCUGACAAUUCUUCUUACGCAUCCACCAUGAUCCAGAGGAUUGACGGUUGCCUACUACUACUGUUUAGACAGCUGGAAAGAAAAGUCUUUAUGAAACUGAACAAUACUGUAAUGAUGUAUCAAAUGGUGUGUUGACACUCCAUUUCCAAAAGAGGAAGGAAUUGUCAAAACACAACUGACCUACGGUCUAAUCUAAUUCAGUCACCAUGUCUUCAAAUCAACUGUGUCAGCUAAAGUGGCCAUGGAUAGAUGCUUCAAGGACAGGGUAAAACCCUUCAUAACGUUCUUGGCCAAUUGUGCAAUACAAUAUGACAGGGAGGAAGUGGUUUUUAGAUUCCACCUACGAAUCAGCUAAUGCCCUAAAGCAAAAAGACUGACUGCUCUUUAUAUGUAUUCUAGCCUAGCACAACAGCAAAUAUUAUUGUUCAUAUAAACUGCUGAUACCACAUUUAGGUCUUUCUAAGAUAAUUUUCUCAAUACUAUCCUGUGGUAGUAAAUUCCACAGGUUAAUUGUCUUAUGUAAUGAUGGACUUCUUUGAGCAAUUUUAAAUGUGUUGUCUGUUUUGAAUGCGUGAAUGAAUACCUAAAUGGCCUUUUGUGCACCAUUUA